Molecule: messenger RNA, 1155 nt
Organism: Melozone crissalis (California towhee)
Lineage: Eukaryota; Metazoa; Chordata; Aves; Passeriformes; Passerellidae
Gene: NTHL1
Product: nth like DNA glycosylase 1
Exons: 6
Coding region: 1-840 (279 amino acids)
Biological process (GO): base-excision repair; nucleotide-excision repair; base-excision repair, AP site formation
Cellular component (GO): nucleus
Molecular function (GO): oxidized pyrimidine nucleobase lesion DNA N-glycosylase activity; 4 iron, 4 sulfur cluster binding; DNA-(apurinic or apyrimidinic site) endonuclease activity
Source: RefSeq, a predicted model, not a curated record
AUGAGCGCGGCCCGGCCCGGCCUGCGGCGGCUGCGCUCGGCCGGGGGCGGCGGGGGCAGCCAGCUCCAGCGCACGCCCGCGGUGCCGAGGCAGAGCAGGAGGAGGAAGAGCGUGGCCAUUGCCUAUGAAGCAGGGCAGGGCGAGGGCGCCGAGCCGCGCUGGGAGCCGCCGCGCUGGCGGGAGCAGCUGCAGCGCAUCCGCCAGAUGAGGAGCGGCAGGGAUGCUCCCGUGGAUGAGAUGGGAGUGCACAGGUGCUACGACACCAGCGCGCCUCCAGAGGUGAGGCGGUACCAGGUGCUGCUGGCCCUGAUGCUGUCCAGCCAGACCAAGGACCAGGUGACGAGCGCUGCCAUGCUGCGCCUGCGCCGGCGCGGCCUCACCGUGGACAGCGUGCUGCAGAUGGAUGAGGAGAGCCUGGGCCACAUCAUCUACCCCGUGGGCUUCUGGAGGAACAAGGUGAAGUACAUCAAGCAGACCACGGCCAUCCUGAAGCAGAAAUACGGAGGGGACAUCCCGAGCACUGUGGAGGAGCUGGUGCAGCUGCCAGGAGUUGGGCCCAAAAUGGCCCAUCUGGCCAUGCACAUAGCCUGGGACAGCGUGGCUGGGAUAGCUGUGGACACCCACGUGCACAGGAUCUCCAACAGGCUCCAGUGGGUGAAGAAGGAGACCAAGAGCCCCGAGCAGACUCGGGUGGCACUGGAGGAGUGGCUGCCCAGGGACCUCUGGAAGGAGAUCAACUGGCUCCUCGUGGGCUUUGGGCAGCAGACCUGCCUGCCUGUGAGCCCUCGCUGCAGCCAGUGCCUCAACCAAGACAUCUGCCCUGCUGCCAGGAGACCCUGAGGGACCAUCCAGCCUUGGCAGAGCCACAGAGCUGCUCGGGCCUGGCACAGGGCUGGCAGUGUGGCCGCAGGGACAGGAGCCUGCUCAGCAGCUCCAGGAACAGCCACCGGCCACGGCUCAGCUCUGCAGAGGAAAAAGGGGCUUGGAGAGGCAGCAAUCCUGCUGGGACAGAGCUGCAGGCUCCAGCCUGGCUGAAUGGCUGAGCACAGCCCAGCUGUGCCACUCUGAGUCACUGCAGGGAAAAGCUUUGUCCUCAGGGAGCUGCUGCUGCUGCUUGUAAAUACUGCUUAAUAAAGGUGGUGAGGGCUUUUUGCA